AUGACACAAGAGUUAAGAGACGGUAUGGUCGAUCUAUCCGAUGAUACCACCAUUUUAUUCGAUCAUAGGAGCCAAGGUCCACUCCCUAGUUUCAGAAGCACUCCAAUUCAUUACGAGCUCAAUCCGAAUCCUGCUUUGCGAAUGGCAUUGAAUGGUCAAGCGCCUGGAGCAACGGUUCGCGAGCUGGCUAUGGUAGUUGUGAUGAGCAAAUUGAAGUAA
Molecule: messenger RNA, 219 nt
Organism: Penicillium taxi
Lineage: Eukaryota; Fungi; Ascomycota; Eurotiomycetes; Eurotiales; Aspergillaceae
Exons: 1
Coding region: 1-219 (72 amino acids)
Source: RefSeq, a predicted model, not a curated record